Messenger RNA from Vicia faba (fava bean), 525 nucleotides. NCBI's taxonomy places the organism in Eukaryota, Viridiplantae, Streptophyta, Magnoliopsida, Fabales, Fabaceae. The record is from the annotation of a GenBank genome assembly.
AUGGUUCAAUACAGUCAGUUGAUGUUUUUGCUGACAGCUCUAACCACCAUCCACGUGUCCACCACUUCAUCCGCCACCCCACCGCCGCUCUCACCCACGGCAAGAGAGUUUCUGGAAACUCACAACCAAGCAAGAUCAUCCGUCGGCGUAGCGCCACUCACAUGGAGCGAGCAGCUCUCCAACAUUACGAACAAGCUCGUCCGCUAUCAAAGAGACAAAAUGGCAUGUCAGUUUGCCAACUUAACCGCAGGAAAAUACGGCGCCAACCAGCUUAUGUCACUUGGCGCGACGGUGACGCCACGCAUGGUGGUUGAAGAGUGGGUGAAAGAGAAACAGUUUUAUAACCAUAGUGAUAACUCGUGUGUUGUGAAUCAUAGGUGUGGUGUUUAUACGCAAGUUGUUUGGAGGAAAUCGCUUGAACUUGGGUGUGCUCAAGCUGUGUGUGGGAAAGAUGGAAGUGGAACCAGUUUGAGUAUUUGUUUCUAUUUUCCACCUGGGAAUUAUGUUGGAGAGAGUCCUUAUUGA